This is a messenger RNA of Fusarium keratoplasticum, 612 nucleotides long. RefSeq lists its product as uncharacterized. Gene Ontology annotation, biological process: post-translational protein targeting to endoplasmic reticulum membrane. The record is from RefSeq and is a predicted model, not a curated record. The transcript is spliced from 2 exons. NCBI's taxonomy places the organism in Eukaryota, Fungi, Ascomycota, Sordariomycetes, Hypocreales, Nectriaceae. Gene Ontology annotation, molecular function: protein binding. The coding region runs from base 1 to 612 and encodes 203 amino acids.
AUGUCUGAAACCGCCUUUGCCCAGACCUUCCUCGGGUCGCUUCAGUCGCGACCUCUCCGACUCUCUGCCGACCAUGUCGAAGAUCCCAAGACCUUCCCAGCUCGCCCACCUUACAUCAUCCCCCGCAUGCCCAAGGCCAUGAGCAAGCCCACCCACCUCGCUCCCGGCUCCGAGCGAAGCGUCACCGUAUCCCUCAAGUCCCUGCGCAACCCUCCCCUGAGCAUCAAGCUCACCUCGCAGCCCCUCGACACGUCGGUCCUGGACAUCAAGAGCAGCGUCCAGAAGCAGACCAGGAUACCCGUCGCAAAGAUGAAGCUGCUACACAACAAGAAGCCCGUGCCAGACAGCAAGAUCCUCAAGGACCUCCUAGGGGAUACGGACAUGUCUAUCGAAUUUACGGUCAUGGUCAUUGGCGGAGCCGCUGCCAUCCCCCCUGAGGAACCCGAGGCCGCCCCUGAGGUGUUGCCUACGGGCAAGGAGGCAUUGGAGACGGAGGAGUUCUGGAGCGACCUCAAGGGAUUCUUGAUGCAGCGAUUAAAGGAUGAGACUCAGGCGGAGGAGCUAUCCGGUCUCUUUAGAUCGAGUUGGCAGUCCAGCCAAGCAAGUCCAUGA